This is a messenger RNA of Argiope bruennichi, 3088 nucleotides long. Its product is annotated as unextended protein-like. Gene Ontology annotation, cellular component: plasma membrane. Gene Ontology annotation, biological process: transport; magnesium ion homeostasis. Gene Ontology annotation, molecular function: transmembrane transporter activity. Lineage: Eukaryota; Metazoa; Arthropoda; Arachnida; Araneae; Araneidae. The record is from RefSeq and is a predicted model, not a curated record. Bases 189 to 2669 code for a protein of 826 amino acids. The transcript has a single exon.
CAUCACGCUAUUGCUUGCUCUCCUAAAAUAUCUUUACACUGCUGCUUUAAGAAAGAAACAUUUGCUCAUCUUCUCAUCAGAAACAAAUCUGUGAUAAACCCUGACAUUCGAAAAAAAUCGAUGAUUUGAAGUCGACUCUCCUGCGCUGAGUGAAGAAUUCUCCUCUCCUAUUGAUCGUGUGCUUUGACAUGUGCCAUCGUUUAGCGCUGUGUUUAUAUUCAAUUCUAAAUUUGCUACCAAUUAUAUCCUUUUCUCAUGAAAUAAUGGUGAAUGGAGAUACCAAUUUUGGAAGCUUAUCUACAAUCGAAUCUGUUAUUUCGAAUCGACUGGCAGAAAACGAUUUUAAAAAGUACUCAGUGAACUUACAGAAUAUUGACCCUGAAUUUCAUGUGUUUAUUGAUCUGGAUACCGAGAGCAAUCACUUCGGUACGAGUUAUAAUGAUUUCAAAACCACUCAAGCAAAUUUGUACUACAAUAUUAGUGGAUCUAAUAUCGAUAUAAAUUUCGAUGAAUCGUUAUACGGAUCUGAUACUCCUCAUCAAGUGUGCAUUCGUCAUAAACCGAGAAAAGAUCGUAUCUCGAAGGAGGAAGAGAACGUUGUCGUGAGCUCGUGUAAAAAACGUCCGGCUCUCAUAGGCAUUCGCGUCAGCAAUGAUCGUGCUUCCAUUUCUGAUGAUGGUAUAAUCGAACUUCCAGCAAACACCAAAGUGAGAAUGCUCUUAUUUGGAUUGGAAUUUUCGAACGAAACCGAAAUUGCAUUUACCACCAUAGGAAAAUCAAGAGGAAGUAGGUGCGAUGACUUGCCGUUAAUUAAAAUAAUUUCUCUAUCUUCCAGUGAUGUUCUGUCAGACAGAAUAAUAGAAAUUGACCUCUCGCUUCCCAUUUCUACUAAUGGUGAUUUGUAUUAUAUGUGCUUUAAGAAUGCCAAAGAGACGAUUUCGCAAUGGAUUCACCAAGGAAAUGAACCGUGGCUGUCACUGAAAUCUGUUGGACGAUUCCUUCCAAUAGAAUUGCAGUCGAUUAUCAUUUUCUUUCUUCUCAUAUUAUCAGGACUGUUUAGUGGUUUGAAUCUUGGACUUAUGGCUCUGGAAUGUACCGAACUCCGGGUUCUGGAAAAGUGUGGAACUGAAUCUGAAAAGAGACAUGCCAGGAAAAUAUACCCUGUGAGAAAAAGAAGUAAUUACUUGCUUUGUUCAUUGCUUCUUGGUAAUGUGUUGGUCAAUAAUACCUUGACAAUCCUGCUCGAUGAUUUAACUUCUGGUAUGAUUGCUGUUAUUUUGUCUACAUUUGGAAUCGUUAUCUUCGGUGAGAUCAUACCACAAGCAAUUUGUUCUCGCCAUGGAUUGGCAAUAGGCGCUAAGACACUGUGGGUGACGAAACUCUUUAUGAUCCUGACAUUUCCUCUUUCAUAUCCUAUCAGCAGAGUUUUAGAUUUUGUGCUUGGAGCAGAGAUUCGAACUGUUUAUAACAGAAAGCGAUUAAUGGAAUUUAUCCGCUUGACAAAGGAUGAUAAUGAUUUGCAGAAUGAAGAAGUUGACAUCAUAUCAGGUGCCCUAGAAUUGACUAAAAAGACUGUUGCUGACGUGAUGACAAAAAUUAACGAUGUCUUUAUGGUUCCUAUCACUUCAGUCCUGGAUUUUGAAACCGUAUCCGAAAUAAUUAAGCAAGGUUAUUCCAGAAUUCCUGUGUAUGAUGGUGACAGAAGCAAUGUUGUGGCCCUCUUAAAUAUAAAAGAUUUGGCAUUCGUUGAUCCAGAUACUCAGACGCCUCUGAGGACUUUAUGUGAAUUCUACAACCAUCCAGUGAACUUUGUUUUCGAAGAUACGACUCUAGAUGUCAUGCUGAAUGAAUUCAAGAAAGGGAGGUCACACUUGUCGCUUGUUAGACGUGUCAACAACGAAGAGGACGGCGAUCCAUUUUACGAGCUGUUGGGUAUUGUGACCCUGGAAGAUGUGAUUGAAGAAAUCAUACAAUCUGAGAUUAUUGACGAAACGGAUGUCCUUACUGAUAACAGAAGAAAGCACGUACGCAAAGAAUCCCAAAUCAGACAAGACUUUUCGGAUUUCGCCAGGCUUGGCGUCGGAGACAAAAAACUUACCACCAUAUCGCCUCAACUAGCAUUGGCGACAUAUCAAUAUCUUUCAACUUCAGUUGAUCCUUUCAAAAGUCAAUACAUCUCUGAAAGUGUUUUGAAGAAGCUCAUGGCACAAGAUGUGUUUCUAAAAUCCAAAGUGGGAAAAGAGGGAUAUGAGCCUUCGAAUAUUCUGUUUCAAGCUGGAAAAGCUGCAGAUUAUUUCAUUCUUAUCUUGGAAGGUCGCUGCUUAGUUACAGUGAGCAAAGAGAAUUUAGUGUUCGAAGCUGGCCCUUUUGCAACAUUUGGAUUACCUGUUAUCACCAUGAAUACAAGUGAACAAGAUCUGCAAGGUUCUAGCAGCAGUACUGAGAGUGCUCCUUACAGAGUUUUUAUCCCUGAUUAUACUGUUGUGGCAACUGGUGAAACUGUUUAUAUGAAAGUGCAUUUCGCUAUAUAUCGCUCAGCUGUAACGGCUACUUUAUUAGAAAGACAACAAAAACAGGAUUCGGAUUCUAGGGAAGUUUCGAAAGCGGAGUCAGGUCGGAAUUCACAAUGUUCCAAUUCAAAAGAUACUUCUGAAGACUUAUCUGUCUAAUGAGUAAUGUGUAUCAAAAUUGCAUACUGUCAAUCAAAUGUUAGGUAUAGGGGUAGUUCUCAUAAAUUCCGAAUGGUGUGAUAAAUAUAUUCCUGUGAAUUUCUGUUGAGAUAUUUUUCUUUAAAUAGAUCUACAUAUUUGGCCAAAGAAUCUCCAAAAACUGCAAAAUAUCAUGCAAUAAGUGUGUUCUUUAGAACUAGUGAAAUAGAAAUGCCAUAUUCGAUGUUUUAUUUCAUAAUCAAGCAUUAUGAAAUAUAAAACGGUCGUCCUAAUGUGUUCAUGAAAUAAGUGUUGUUUUGUAAAUUGUUGUGUAAAUGUAAGAAUUUAUUUAGCAAACUGUUAAAUUAGUGCCAUUAUCAUCAUAUAAAUAUAUAUAUUUAUCGUUUAUAUAUUUACAAUAAGUUUUGCUCAUAAGAAUC